Messenger RNA from Klebsormidium nitens, 1767 nucleotides. NCBI's taxonomy places the organism in Eukaryota, Viridiplantae, Streptophyta, Klebsormidiophyceae, Klebsormidiales, Klebsormidiaceae. The record is from the annotation of a GenBank genome assembly.
ACUUCAGCUGGCUAGUAGAAUGGCGCCCUUUCCCUUGAGCGAGGAUCUUUUGGAGCUGGUGCUUGCUAAGCUACUCGACGCCAAGGUCAGGGACUCGUGUUCCUUGGUCUGCAGAGCCUUCAGGGCAGCGGAGCGCCGGACCAGACACAGCCUGCGCCUGCACUGCAUGAAAAGGCAGAUUGAGCACACGCCGACGUGCUUUCAGUGGGUCACGUCGCUGGACAUCAGCGACAUUGUGCCUCGUGACCGAGGAGCGAGUAGAUGCACGUUUGAGCAGUUCUCGCACCUGGGAAGGUGCUUUCCAACGGUUCGGAUGGUUACUUGUUAUGAUGGCCGGAAUUUUGCGGGCACUGGGCCGCUGCCAUUUGGUGGAGUUUGGCCUGACCUUCAGGAAGUCCUCUUCAAGGAUGUUAGUUGCCCAGUGGACGAGGACCAGGCAUCAUCUCUCCUUGAGCGAGCCGGCCGGGGGCCUCUGAUUGUGACGGACCUGCACAAGCCCCCAAACCCAGGGCGAGUAGGGCUGCUGCUGAAGGAGGUGCAUUUCGUUCAAUUCGUGGGCGACUCCUUGCUCAAGGCUCUGGCCAAUGCAAGCCUCUCCAGUCUUGAAACUAUCAACCUCCAGCUGGAAAACAGUUGCUCGCUUUACCUCCUGCUUCAGGUGCUAUCUGUAGAGAGUUGUCCGUGGCUCCGCACCCUGAAUCUGGAGGUCCUCACUUGGGGGGAUGAUUCCGAUUCAGAGAGCACGGACGAGGACAAGCCAGAGCUCUUUACAGAUGCUAACCUAGGCAUGCUGUUCGCGCAACUGCCAUUGCUUACAGCUCUGGAGCAGCUCAGCUUGUUUGGCCUGUCCGAUGUCUCGCUAGACUGGUUCUGUCGUCAGCUCACGUCCAUCCUUGGAGACUGCCGCAACUUACGCAGCUUGUACGUGGAUCUUUGGUGUGAGGAGGGGGAGAUAUCCCAUCAGGAGGCCAAAGUGGUCCUUGAGAGCAUUGCUAAGGCGGCACCACCAACUCUUACCCAUCUGAAUCUGACGAACUCUCGGGUAAUCCCAGUUCCUAGUGGCAGACGGAUCUUUGAGCUAGGCACCGCUUUCUGGCCCUUCAAUCAGCUCUUGACGAGGUUGGACUGCAGUUUCUUUGCUUCCGCCGAACGCAAGUAUCGAUUUACUGGCUGGGAUAGGUUGGAACACCUCACGCUAGGUCGUGAGUCGGUGGUGGGGUUGUUGUCUUAUGGCACCCAACUUGUGAUCGUCUGCCCUUCCCUGAAGAUUUUCGGGUUCGAGACAGACUUCUAUGUGAAUCUGACGUUUGAGGGCAAGCACGACCACCUUGCGACUCUGAAUAUUUGCAUGAGAGUUGUUUUGCAGACAUGAGUGAUAGAGCUGGCGUCCAACGUUGCGUCCAUUUGAUAUCAGACAGUCUCGGAAGGCUAGGGGCUUUGACUGACUUGACCAUCUCCGCGGCCUUUUGUAGCAAUUUCUAUGUUGAUAGGAGCGUCACAAAGGCGUUGGCUAGCCUCACGUCCCUCAAAAUCCUGACGAUAGCAACACCCUGGUGUGAGGACGACCCUCUGAACCCUUCAAACUUCGACGAGUUCUUGACUUGUCCGUCUCUAAGAGAGUUGCACGUACCCGAAAUUGAAGGGAAGCAAGUAUUGGACUUUUAUGAUAGAUUCUACGAUCAUGUAUAGAGUAAGUUGAUCGGGUAUGUAAGGCCAGGCCACUGGCAAGGACGCAGGCGAUUAUGACUUGCUCUAGUGAUUCAUUCC